AUGUCUGGCAUGUGUUAUAUAUCCCGAGUUAAUGCAUUGAAACACAUCGCGAAACACAAUGAGAUCAUUAAAAGUUUGAAAUAUCAUACGAUUAGUGGAGUUUAUGGCUAUAAACCAAAACAAAAUCCAUUUACAUCGGAAAAGUGUGCCAUAAAAAAGAGAUCUCAAUAUAAUGUAGACAUUCAUGAGUUGGUUAACGGUUUUCGAAGUAGAGGUCAUUUGUUGAGCCGAUUGGAUCCGCUGGCGCUGAAUGAGCCUAAGAGUUGGGAUGCCCUACACGUAGAGCUGAGUGACUACGAGACCAAUCAGUCGGUGAUCGAUCCGAAAGAGUUCGUAAAUAUGGGCCGAAAUGAGUGCAAAGUCGAGGAGAUGGUGUGGUUUCUGAAGCAAACGUAUUGCGGAAACGCGAGCAUAGAGUUCAUGCACUUGACUGAUGCCAACGAACGGCUUUGGAUCGCAAACAAGUGGGAAGACAUCACAGCCAACACCACAUUCACUGAUGAGCGCAGAAAACUGUUGGCAACAGAUUUGCUGAGAUGUGAACUUUUCGAUCAGUUUCUCACCAAAAAGUUUUCAUCAGUCAAACGAUACGGCGGAGAGGGCUCCGAGACGAUGAUCACCUUCUUUGAGCACAUCUUUCAGUCGAGUGCAGAGCACAACAUAUCGGAUGUCAUUAUAGGAAUGCCUCACAGGGGACGACUCAACCUGUUGGCCAACUCACUGAACUACCCGCCCGUUAUGCUAUUUCAGAAAAUGCUGGGCAAACCGGAGUUUAACUUAAGCGAGGCUAACGGUGCCACCGGUGACGUACUCUCGCAUAUGUUCACAUCCAUAGACAAACAAUUUGGUGACAAAUCGGUUCACAUUAUACUACUGCCAAACCCCUCGCACUUGGAGGCCAUAAGUCCUGUAGUCUGUGGCAAAGUCAGAGGCAAAGCCAUGACCAAAAAUGUAGGCCCUUAUGGUGACACCAAUGAAAUAUUGCCAAUUUUAGGCAUUCAAGUUCACGGAGACGCUGCCUUUACUGGACAGGGAAUCAUAAUGGAGACCCUGGCCAUGGCUAACGUUCCUCAUUAUACAACCGACGGGUCCAUUCAUUUAAUAGUCAACAAUCAAAUUGGUUACACAACUCCGGGUCAGAUUAGUCACGGAAGGUCUUCCCUUUACUGCAGCGAUACUCUCAAAGCCAUUGACGGCCCCUGUAUUCACGUGAACGGUGAAGAUCCUGAGAGUGUGGUAAUGGCCACACAGUUUGCUCUGGAAUACAGACAAAAGUUUGGCAAAGAUAUUGCCAUUGAUUUAGUCUGUUAUCGCCAUUGGGGUCACAAUGAGUUGGAUGACCCGACUUAUACCAAUCCUAUCAUGUAUUCAACCAUACAUUCUCGUGAUAUGACUAUACCUCAGAAAUAUGCAAAUAAAGUGCUAACAAGUGAUGAAAGACAACUAAUUGUCGACCAAUACUCAGGUUUUCUCAAUCUGCACUUCCAAGACAUAAAUCAUUACAAACCUGUCAACACAAACUUCAAGGGUGUUUGGAGUCAUAUAACACAGGCGUCCAAUAAAGCAAUUACUCGAUGGGAUACUAGUGUCGGAUCAGAUGUCUUAUACUACAUCUGUUCAAAAUCUAUUGAAACUCCAAAGGACUUCAAUUUGCACCCAAACCUCAACAAAGUUCUCAAUGAAAGGCUUAACAAACUGAAAGAAGGGGUCAAAAUCGAUUGGGCGACGGCUGAGGCACUGGCUUUCGGCUCACUAUUGUAUCAGGGAUUCAAUGUAAGGAUCUCUGGUCAAGACGUCGGGAGAGGCACAUUCAGUCAAAGGCAUGUCAUGUUAGUGGACCAGAAGAGCGACGAUACUUAUAUACCAUUAAAUAAAUUAAUUGCCGAACAAAAGGGUUUUAUCGAAGUUUGCAAUUCAAUACUCAGCGAAGAAGCCGUUUUGGCAUACGAAUGGGGUUUAAGUAUCGAUAACCCCAACCAUUUGGUGAUAUGGGAGGCACAGUUCGGUGACUUCUUCAAUGGCGCACAAAUUAUUUUCGAUACAUUCCUGUCAUCGGCUGAGACCAAGUGGGGGCUGUCAUCACCACUCACUAUACUUCUACCGCAUGGCUAUGAAGGCGCAGGUCCCGAGCACUCUUCGUGUCGAAUCGAGCGCUUCCUACAAAUGUGUGACUCUAAAGAGGACGCCAUGGAUUCGGAUCAUAUAAACUGGUCCAUCGCUAACCCGAGCACUCCCUCGCAGUACUUCCAUCUGCUUCGGCGCCAAAUGAUCCGCAAUUACCGCAAACCGUUGAUUGCUGUCACGCCGAAGAUACUUCUGCGGCACCCGUCCUGUGUGUCCGGCAUUUCCGAGUUGACGGACGGCUCGUCCUUCCAACCAGUAUUAAGUGAUCAGUCGGUGGCUAACGAUAAUGAUGUGAAGACAGUGGUGUUGUGUUCGGGAAAACAUUUCUAUACAUUGAGUAAAGAGAGAGACGAGAAAAAUGGGAAACAAAUCGCUUUAAUACGUUUGGAGGAGUUGUGUCCCUUUCCGGCCACUGACAUAUCCGCACAACUGUCCAAAUAUAAGUCGGCAAAAGAAUUCGUAUGGAGUCAAGAGGAGCACCAGAAUAUGGGCGCCUGGAGUUACGUGAGACCUAGGUUUCAAGAUCUUUUCAAUAUAAAACUACGAUAUGUGGGUCGACCCCCACUUUCGACACCAGCCGUCGGAAUCGGAGAACUGCACAAACAGGAGGCCACAGAUAUUCUGGUGAACACAUUCAACACCAAAUAA
This is a messenger RNA of Oppiella nova, 2772 nucleotides long. The record is from the annotation of a GenBank genome assembly. Lineage: Eukaryota; Metazoa; Arthropoda; Arachnida; Sarcoptiformes; Oppiidae.